AACAAUGGGAAAAGAAAUAUCAACAGUCAACAAAAAUUUUUAAAAGCAUAAAAGUAUUGUUAUUAUACAAACAUACAAAUUUAAAUUAUCCUUGUAUUAUAUUUAACUUCUCUAAGCUCAAACGUUAAUAAAGGGUGAAAUAAUAUUCUUUACCUAAUUUUAAAAACACCUUUUUAAAUAUUUUUUCUUUAUAAAUAUAAAUAUGGGCAAUGCAGAAAAGCAUUUAAGACUUCCAUAUACUGUAUCUGAGGAAAGAGACAUAAUUCGAUAUAUCAUUGACAAUGAUUUUGCUUCAGAAGUUGGGGGCAACACUUUAUGGCAAAAAAUGGAAGCAGAUGGAGUGUGUCCUGAAAGAACAUGGCAAAGUAUGAAAAAUCGUUUUAAGAGAUCCAUCAUAGCAGAUCUUAACAGGCCACAAUAUGAAAUUACUCCCAAAGAACUCAAUAUGCUAAAGCAGGUAUGGAAGUUCCAGAUCAAUAACACAAUGAAGCCACAUUUAAAAAACAUUAGUCAAAGGAGAUCACCCCCACAAAAGAAAAUAUCACCUAAAAACAAAUCAAACAAGAGAUGGAUUACACCCAUAUGUUCAAGUAGUGAUGAGGAACGCAAUACUAGAAAAGAAUCUGAAAGAGGAGCUGAAAAAAAUAAAGCAAAUGGGGGAUGGCUUAAUCACAUAAUUUCCAGUAGUGAUGAGGAAAAAGAUGGUAGAAAAAGGUCUGAAAUAGGCAAGAAAUCCAAAGAAGAAAUGUCAUCUACAGAAAGUGUAGAGAGGACUCGUUCAAAGGGUUUUAGUGCAAUUUUAAAUAUUGAAAAAUCUCCAUCAUCACAACCAGAAUUGAGCAAAGCAAAGGAACCCAUUGACAAGGAUGUUGAAAAAUCCCAGCCAGGUGUAUCAAAUAUUCAAAGCACUCAAAGGAAAAUAUCUUCAAGAACUGAAUCAGUGAGUGGUGACUCAAAUAGUGGUAGCAUAGCCAGGAAUAAGAAUUUAUGUAUGACAAAAUCUCAGGGAACCAAAGUCAGAUCCAAGCUCACCUCUGAAGCUAUUCCAAAACAUUCAGGUGAUGACUCAAGUGUUAAUAACGUUCAAACAGAAAAGGAAAAAUUGCAAAAUAAAGAAAGUCCUACAGAUGGUGAUUCGCGCUCAAACAUAAAUAAUGGCGCAAAAAACACUGAAAAUCAAAUAGACCAGGAAAAACAAUGUCAAGGAUCAAAACAGCCUUCAAUAACAAGUGAGUCUUCUGAAGAGCUCUCAAUGAAGACAAUUGGGAAGGCAAAUGGUUAUAUCAGUAAUAUAGGGGCACACUGUACACGGACCCCGCAAAAACUGGGUUGGGUUGGGAAAAAAUUGAAUGAUGAAAGUCCUAAAAGAAGUUCUAGAUCCGCAGCUGUAACGGAAAAAAGGUCUCUUUCGGAAAAUGCAUCACCCCGAAGACGAAGAAGACAAAAGAUAAACUCCCAAGUGGCAAAAUGGUUGACUUCAGAUGAGGAUGAUGAUGAUAGCGUUGAUACUGACAAAUCGAAUCCGAGUACCCCUGAGCAAAGCCAUACAGCAAUAAUACUUAAAGACCUACAAAGGCAAAAAAAUGUUGAAAUAAAAAGGAUUAAAGCGCAUGAACUUAGAGCAAGUCAAGAGGAGCAAUUAAUAAAAGCCGCGAGGGAUUUCAAGAAAAAUCAACGAUUGAAGAUUAAUCCCUUUGCUAUUGGAGCUCAACAUUUCUCAAAAUUAAAGGACGUGGAAAUCAGACCUUUAUGGCCGGGCUGACAUUGCCAAAUUUCAACAGAGUACCAUUUAGUAACUACUUUUAUAUAUUCUUUUUUUUGCCUUGAAAUAUUAAAUUAUUAAAUAAAUUCCUACUUUUAAGGAUCAGGC
Anthonomus grandis grandis is the source of this 1870-nucleotide messenger RNA. Its product is annotated as telomeric repeat-binding factor 2-interacting protein 1-like. The record is from RefSeq and is a predicted model, not a curated record. Gene Ontology annotation, cellular component: shelterin complex. Bases 203 to 1762 code for a protein of 519 amino acids. NCBI's taxonomy places the organism in Eukaryota, Metazoa, Arthropoda, Insecta, Coleoptera, Curculionidae. Gene Ontology annotation, biological process: regulation of DNA-templated transcription; telomere maintenance via telomere lengthening. Gene Ontology annotation, molecular function: telomeric repeat DNA binding. The transcript is spliced from 10 exons.